ACUGAGCUCGCACGAUAUAAAGAGAGCAAGAGUGAGGAGGUGACACAACACAAAAAUGGAAGAUUUGAAAUUGCAUGGAUUUUGGUAUAGCCCCUUUACGAUGAGGGUGGUAUGGAGCCUGAAGUUGAAGGGUCUAGCAUAUGAGAACAUUGAAGAAGAUCGCUAUAAUAAGAGUCCUCAACUUCUAGAAUACAACCCUGUGCAUAAGAAGACUCCAGUGCUUGUUCAUGGUGGAAAACCCAUUUGUGAGUCCAUGAUCAUUGUUCAAUACAUUGAUGAGUUAUGGCCACAGAAUCCAUUGGUCCCUCAUGAUCCCUAUGACAGAGCUCAAGCAAGGUUUUGGGUUGCAUAUUCUGAACAACUGGUUCCUGCACUGCCAGCACUCAUCCGAAGCACUACGCCUGAGGAGAAAGAGAAGGCUGUAGAAAUGAUCUGGGGAAAUUUCAAAGUCCUUGAAGAUCAUUGCUUAGCGGAUAAGAGGAAAUUCUUUGGUGGGGACAAAAUUAACAUGGUGGACAUAGCUAUUGGAUCACUCUUAACAGUUUUUGUGACUGCAGAAGAUAUUAAACAAGUGAAGAUCCUAGUAGCUGAAAAGUUCCCUCUCAUACAUUUAUGGUUCGAUAAUUUCAAGAAUGCCCCCGUCAUCAAAGAAAACUUUCCUGAUAGGGAGAAAAUGGUGGCUACUCUAAAGCCUAUCUUGGAGAGGAUGUUGGCAUCUUCCUAAGAAGUCAUCAUCACUAUGCUUGUUUCUUUAUAUUCCCAAACUCCAACCUUUUGUUGUGUUAGUCUUACUGAACUUGUAAGUUAGAUACAAUAAGAGUUUGAGUUUACUGUUUUUCCUAAAAUAAUGAAUUAGGUUUCCUUUUAAAUCAUUCUCAAACCUCUUACUCUUAGAAUUAGGUUGGAAUAUGUUAUGUAACAUGUGGAUUUAAAAAGUUUUUUCCAUUUAGUAGAA
This is a messenger RNA of Arachis stenosperma, 955 nucleotides long. Its product is annotated as probable glutathione S-transferase. Gene Ontology annotation, cellular component: cytoplasm. Bases 56 to 724 code for a protein of 222 amino acids. NCBI's taxonomy places the organism in Eukaryota, Viridiplantae, Streptophyta, Magnoliopsida, Fabales, Fabaceae. The record is from RefSeq and is a predicted model, not a curated record. Gene Ontology annotation, biological process: glutathione metabolic process. Gene Ontology annotation, molecular function: glutathione transferase activity. The transcript has 2 exons.